Molecule: messenger RNA, 2975 nt
Organism: Cydia fagiglandana
Lineage: Eukaryota; Metazoa; Arthropoda; Insecta; Lepidoptera; Tortricidae
Product: sodium-coupled monocarboxylate transporter 1-like
Exons: 13
Coding region: 242-2284 (680 amino acids)
Biological process (GO): transmembrane transport; sodium ion transport
Cellular component (GO): membrane
Molecular function (GO): symporter activity
Source: RefSeq, a predicted model, not a curated record
AUCGAUGUGUGAUACACUUCGGUUAACGAACUGAGCCAUCUUCAUGGCGAGUUAAUUACCAUUGAUUGGUGUGCAUGGUCGGCAACUAUCACGGCUAGUCCUGGCUCACAGUGCGUCCGGGACCCGGCAGUGGCACAUCAAUCACGAGAUCAUCAUCAUCAACGCAUGUAAACACAACGGUCCCGCUUUGUUACCGACUCAUUGUGAUUAAAACGGCUCUUGAAACUGUAGCGCCGGAGAAAUGGAAAAACGACAAGUAAUAUAUUUGAAUAAUGGAAUUCUUCCAUACAAAAUUAUGAUCUCUACAUUGCUAAUAUGCUACGGUACUUUUACGUCAGCGACGCCGAAUACAGUCUAUGCAAAUAGAACAAUAAGUGUUCAAAAUGAGACUGCUAUCAGCCAACUGUUCCAUUGGGAGGACUAUAGCGUCCUUGCUACCAUGCUGAUCGUGUCCUGCGCGAUUGGCGUCUUUUACGGCUAUUUUGGAGAAAAACAGACAACCAGUGACGACUUUUUACUCGGAGGUUCCUCAAUGGGCACAUUUCCAAUGGCCUUAAGUCUUGCUGCAAGUUUCAUAACAGCUAUAGAGUUAUUAGGAAACCCAGCAGAGAUGUACAUCGGAGGUGCUCAAUUUUGGAUGAUUUGCGUUUGCUUCAUACUAGUGGCGCCCAUCACAAGCCAACUUUACCUGCCGGUGUUCAUGAGACUGCGUUUGACUUCUUGUUACGAGUACUUGGAAGUGCGGUUCUGCAAGUCAAUCCGCGUGUUCGCGAGCGCCCUGUAUAUGUUACAGAUGAUACUCUACACGGCAGUGGCUGUAUACGCUCCGGCACUUGCGCUCUCUGAUGUGACUGGAUUGAACACCUACCUUGCAGUUACGAUAGUGUACGUCGUGUGCAUAUUUUAUGCCUCACAAGGUGGCAUGAAAGCAGUGAUAAUGACGGACACGUUCCAGUCAGCGGUGCUAAUCGGGUCGCUUGCUGUGGUGCUGGGCAUGGGCGCCGCUCGCGUCGGCGGCAUGGACACCGUCUGGGCUCACGCAAGGGAAUCCAACAGACUGCAUUUCUUCGACAUGAAUCCGGACCCAACAGUGCGGCACUCUUUCUGGUCAGUGGUCGUGGGAGGCACCAUGUAUUGGACAAGCAUGUUCUGUGCCAAUCAAGCCUCGGUGCAGAAAUACCUGUCAGUAGAGCGCAUCUCACAGGCGCGGGUAGCUCUCUGGGUGUCGGCCCUAGGCCUAUUUGUGGUCUACUCCAUCAAUUUCGUCACCGGCGCUGUUCUGGCAACACAUUAUGCUAACUGCGAUCCAAUUCAGGCGCGGCAGAUCAACGGCUCAGACCGGCUCCUGCCGCUGUACGUCGUCCAAGAGCUGGGCGACGCGCGCGGCGUCCCCGGCUUCUUCGUGGCCGGCAUCUUCGCCGCCAGCCUUGGGACCGUAGCCUCAACUUUGAAUUCAUUAGCAGCUAUUGCGUGCCAAGAUCUAGCCACCGGACUUUUAGGAAUACGUCUACCUGAAAACAAGGGAGCGGCGAUUGCCCGAUGGGUAUGCCUCGGGUGCGGCGCGGUGUCGUUCGCGCUGACGUUCGCGGUGGAGCGGCUCGGGCCGGUGUUGCAGCUGGCGCUGUCCUUCAACGGCAUGGCGGGCGGCGUCACGCUCGGGCUGUUCACGCUCGGCAUGUUGUUCCCCUGGGCCAACGCUAAGGGCGCCGUCGCCGGCGGGGUGUUCGGGCUGCUGGUGGUGCUGGCGGCGUGCGGCGGCGCGCAGUUCUCGCAAGUGUCAUCGCACCAUCUGCCGACCUCCGUCGAAGGCUGCCCCGCUUUUUACAACCUCACCGAGGCUUUCGCUGUCAACCCUGCAAACCAACACGAAGAAUCAGUAUUCUGGUUGUUCCGAGUAUCGUACCUUUGGUACUCCGGGCUGGGGUCGAUGGCGACGGUGCUCAUGGGGCUGCUGGUGUCCGCUAUCACGGGCGCCACUGACCCCACGCAGGUGCCAAUAGACCUCAUCUCCCCUCCUGUCAUCACACUGCUCAACAAAUUACCGAAAAAAGCAAAGUCAAUACUGCGUCUCCCGGCGCGACUGGGGUCGGAGCGGCGGCGCAGCUCGAGCGUGCGGCCGCCGAGCAUGGCCGACGACAAGGACACGCGGCGCCGGCGCAGGCUGUCCGAGCUCGCGGGCGGCGUCUUCUACAGCGACGCCGGCCUCGCCUACGGGCACGACAACCUCGCGCUCGCGCACGCAGCUAAAGAGCCGGAGGAUUACAACCCCAACCAUUCCCCUUAAAAUCAUAGAUAACCCCAUUGAUUGAAUUUGCUUCCUUUUUCUAUACGUCAGUCGGAAUGUCGCACAGGAGACCUUCAAUUUUUUAAGUAAAUGGUCAUCCAAUCUCUCUCAUUCACAUUCACAUGAAGAAAGUCGAUAGACCGAUUGUGCUUGUGGAAUGAGAUUUAAGUACAAACUAUAUAGGUAAUCAUACCGUUAAGUUUUAGAAUAUUAGAAUAGAAAAGAAAUCAUUUAUUGUAUUUUAAUCUUUUAAUGAUGUAGCGCCGUAUUAAUUUUUUAAAAGUGAUGUCACUGAUGCCGAUUAGUAGCGUUGUUUGCAUCCAUUUAUACUAACCUGUAAAUUGUCUAUUUGUUGACAUUGUAUAUACAUAUUUAAGUAUGUAGCAUAUAAAGGGUGGUACUGGUAUUCUACCUCUCCAAUUUCUUUGUCCAAUGUGUAUUUGCAUCUCACAUUAUUAUACAUAUUGCUUAAUGAGAGAGUAAGACGCAAUGCACUUAGGAACAAGAAAUUGGACAGGUGGAAUACUAACUGCAUCCUAAUAAGUCUUAUUUGCUGUGUAGAUAGCUAUUUAAAUUAGACCCUAUAUUUAAAUUAAGUAUUCAUUUAUUUUAUCUUUCAACCAAUUAGAAAUACAAACCAAAGUCAGGUGUUCUGGAAGAACUUCUGGACGAAUACAAUUUUUAAUAAACA